Elaeis guineensis (African oil palm) is the source of this 2203-nucleotide messenger RNA. RefSeq names its product digalactosyldiacylglycerol synthase 2, chloroplastic. NCBI's taxonomy places the organism in Eukaryota, Viridiplantae, Streptophyta, Magnoliopsida, Arecales, Arecaceae. Gene Ontology annotation, biological process: galactolipid biosynthetic process. Gene Ontology annotation, cellular component: chloroplast outer membrane. Gene Ontology annotation, molecular function: digalactosyldiacylglycerol synthase activity. The record is from RefSeq and is a predicted model, not a curated record.
GGGCGAGACUUAAUUAGGUGGAGGAAAGGUGUUUUUUUGGUAUCAUUCCUAUUCCUCCAUUCGAGCUGCUUCGUUCUUUGGUUCUUCUGUAUUGUCGUCGAUCGCGUUUCUUCGGUAGCCCUAGCUCCGCCGACGUCGGAAUCUCGUCUCUUCCAGGUGGUUCGGAAUGCAAUUUGGUUUUUAGGCGAAUUAGAUAAGCGAAAAUAUAUGGGAGAACGAUAAGGGAAAAAAUGGAAGAAAACUUCUGAAUCUCAAAAAUCAUUUAAGAGUUCGGUCAGAAAAUAUGCAGUAACUUAUGUGAUAAAUCUGAGGCGUGAAAAUGAUUGCUGUUUUUUAUUGGGACGCUCGUAAAGGAGAGCAGUUUGUUUCGAACUGGUGUUUCCUCAUGGUGUUUUAUGUUGGUGAAGAAGAAAUUCUCUCCAUAACACUGCUUAUUCCCCAUUGCUAAAUGCAGCUUGGGCAUCACAAUCUUUAUCCAAUGAAGACGCGACCAUCGCUUAUCAGACCACAUGAUAUAUGCAGCUCGCAUCUCUAGCAGCCUUCACCCAGAAUUGUCCCUGAUGAAUCAAUGGCUCGGAAGCAACAUAUUGCAAUACUUACAACUGCAAGCCUUCCAUGGAUGACUGGAACUGCUGUCAACCCUGUGUUUCGUGCUGCUUAUCUUGCAAAAGAGGGUGACAGAGAGGUUACUUUAGUGAUUCCUUGGCUGUCCGUGAAGGAUCAAGAAUUAGUUUAUCCCAAUGGAAUCACAUUUAACUUGCCAUCUGACCAGGAAGCUUAUGUGCGCCAGUGGCUUGAAGAGAGGACUACUAUUUCAUCAACAUUUAAAAUAAGCUUCUACCCUGGAAGGUUUUCCAAAGAGAAAAGGAGCAUUCUACCUGUUGGUGAUAUUACUGAAACAAUUCCUGAUGAAGAGGCAGAUGUUGCUGUCCUUGAGGAACCCGAGCAUCUUACAUGGUACCAUCAUGGACGAAGAUGGAAAACUAAAUUCCAGAGGGUGAUUGGUGUUGUUCACACCAAUUAUUUGGAAUAUGUGAAGAGAGAGCAAAACGGGCAUAUACAGGCCUUUCUUUUGAAAUACGUCAAUAACUGGGUUAUUAGUAUCUACUGCCACAAAGUUAUAAGAUUAUCAGCUGCCACUCAAGAACUCCCAAAAUCCAUCAUCUGCAAUGUUCAUGGUGUCAACCCCAAAUUUCUUGAGGUUGGCAAGUUGAAGCAUGGGCAGCAACAGAGAGGAGAACUAGCAUUCACCAAGGGUGUGUACUUUAUUGGGAAGAUGGUAUGGAGUAAGGGCUACAGGGAAUUACUUCAACUGCUCUCAAAGCACCAAAACGAACUUGCUGGUCUUCAAGUGGAAUUAUAUGGAAAUGGAGAAGACUUUGAUCAAGUCCAACAAUCUGCUAGAAAAUUAAAAUUGGAUGUAAGAGUUCACCAUGGUUGUGAUCAUGUGGAUCCUUUGUUUCAUGAGUACAAGGUGUUUAUAAAUCCGAGCACUACAGAUGUAGUUUGCACAACAACUGCAGAAGCUCUUGCGAUGGGAAAAAUUGUCAUCUGUGCCAACCAUCCUUCAAAUGACUUCUUCAAGCAAUUUCCUAACUGCCACAUGUAUAAUACCAGUGAGGAAUUUGUGAAAUUAACUCUUCAAGCUUUGGCAGAAGAACCUAUGCCGCUGACAGAUGAACUGAGGCAUGAGCUGUCAUGGGAGGCAGCCACAGAGAGAUUUCUGAGGGUUGCUGAUCUAAAUGAGGUUGCUUCUGAGGAAGCACUUGCUUCCUCUUCUGGGCCUUUCAUGUUGAUCUCGUCUCGUGAGCUUAGUAGGAGCAUAGAAGAAGCAUCUGCGUUGUUGCAUAAUACUGUUUCUGGUAUAGAGGCCGCACGUUGUGCCUUUGGUGCAAUUCCGGAUACUUUGCACCCUGAUGAGCAACAGUGCAAGGAGCUUGGGUUGGUUUUUUCAGGGCGAAAGCCAUUUAUGAGACAUUGAUGCUUCUCUGCUUCUGAGGCACUUGUGCAAAAAUACUUCGAAUUAGAAUGUGGAGUGCAGCCUGUUGAGUUUCCUACCUAGCUGUGACUGCCAAGUCAUCUUUAUGGGGCUUUUCAAAUGUAAAAGGAAGUCCUAACACGUUUACAGCAUAACUGAUGCAAAUAUCUAAUGCCCAAACUGUUGCAAUUUUGUAUGUUAAAUGAAGGUUAUAGUUUCUCUCCA